GUUUGAAUCUCCAUGUCCUGCAGUUGCAAAUCUCCGUUCUUGUCCCACUACUAUAAAGCCCACUCACCUGUCGCUCAUCACUCACGCCUUGCUCCACGAAAACGGUGCAUGCACAACAGCAGCCAUGUCGAACGACGGCAUUGAAACGGCGAGUACGAUCCGAAAAGGAGUGGAUGCCCCCAUAACCGACGACGAAGCUGUGCUCGCAGCAUUGGGAAGGAAGGAUCUCCUCCGCAGAAACUGGGGUUUCUGGAAUAUCCUUGGCUUUGCCGUUACCAACUUGUGCUCUUGGGAGUUUGCAACCUCCCUGAUCGGAUCGACAUUCACCAAUGGAGGCCCUGUGGCCGUAGUGUAUGGGUUCAUCACGACAUUUUUUGGAAUCCUCGCCAUCAACGCUUCUCUCGCCGAGAUGGCAUCAAUGUAUCCCGUCGCUGGUGGCCAAUACUUCUGGACCUUCCACUUUGCACCCCCACGCAUUCGGGUAUUCCUGAGUUACUUCCAAGGCUGGUUGACAUCAAUCGCAUGGCAAGUUGGUUUUGUCAGCACCACGGUCUUCCUCGCCGAGCAAAUCGAGGGGCUCAUCGUACUCAACCACAGCUCCUACGUCCCUAAGAGCUGGCACACUUUUCUCCUGAUGAUCAUGUUUUCCCUCGUCGGCUUGGUUAUGCUGACGCUCGGCAAGAAGGCUCUCCCGGUCAUGCAGACGGUAUCCGGGAUUACACAUAUCGUCUUCUUCCUCGUCAUCACCAUUGUCCUCCUCAGCAUGAGCAAAAAGGCAUCCUCAGAAUUCGUAUGGACCAAGUUCGUCAACAACAGCGGAUGGUCCAACAACGGCGUUAGUUUCUGUAUCGGCCUCUUGCUGCCGGCAUUUUCCAUCUCGGGCGCCGACGGCUGCGUCCACAUGUCCGAGGAGGUCCGAAACGCCUCUCUCAAUAUCCCACGGGCCUUCGUCUACACCCUGCUCAUCAACGGGACCAUGGCCUUUGCCUUCAUGGUCGUCAGCCUAUAUUGCAUCACCGACCUCGAUACCGUGCUCGACACACCGACUGGUUUCCCCAUCAUCCAAAUCUUCUACCAAGCCACCAACUCCAAGGCGGCGGCCACCAUCAUGGACGUCAUGAUGAUGACCAUUCAGAUCACCUGCUCCUUCUGUCUGUUAGCGGCCGCCAGCCGAUUGGCGUGGUCCUUCUCGCGUGAGGGAGGUUUCCCAGGAGCGAAGACCCUGGCAAAGGUCGAUCCGAGGCUCGAGGUCCCCUUGAAUGCCAUUUACUUGAGCGUCACCAUAUCAAUCGUGCUUUCGGUCAUUGUGAUCGGCAGCUCAGUGGCACUGGAGGCUAUCGUGUCGCUUUGCACACUGGCAGCCUUCAUGUCCUAUACGCUACCUAUUGGGUCCUUCUUGUGGUUCAGACUGACGCAGACUACACCUAUCGCGUACGGACCAUGGAAGCUGGGCCGCUGGGGUGUGCCGAUUAACAUCUUCGCUCUAUGCUGGUGCAUAUUCUUUGUGGUUAUUCUACCAUUCCCAUCUGUGAUGCCGGUCACCGCGGAAGACAUGAACUAUGCUGGCCCGAUCGCUGUGGGCGUAUUUUGCGUCUUGACCGUCGACUGGAUGCUCCGAGCAAGGUACCACUACUUCGGACCUAAGGUAGAGAUCACACUGGACGGCGUUGGUCAGGAAGGUGCUGAGACAACGGAAGAGGUGGCUGCCACGAAGGAAAAGUCGUAGGCUGAGUACAAUAUUCCAGGCCAUACGAAGCACGGAUAUACACCCCGAUCCAUGGACGAGCACUCAUGAUUGCGAGAUGAGAGUGUACCAGUUGAGUUGUGAAAGGAAGUGCCUGAGAUAUGUUAUGAAGGGAUUACAUGUCUCUGGGUAGAUAAACUUCCUAUGUUAGGAGAGGGCAUGCCAAUGCCUGUAGGGUUGCACCGCUCUUGGUGUAAACACACUUAUGCGCCAUGUUGGGACGUACUGUACUAAAGAACUAUUCCAUCACAUCACAGCUUGCACAUAUCCCGAAUUACGGACAUUACUCGGACCUUUCGGCUCACGGUUUGAUCAUAGCCGUGGUAGUGUGCUCUCCAUGGG
Exophiala viscosa is the source of this 2086-nucleotide messenger RNA. RefSeq names its product amino acid/polyamine transporter I. Gene Ontology annotation, biological process: transmembrane transport. NCBI's taxonomy places the organism in Eukaryota, Fungi, Ascomycota, Eurotiomycetes, Chaetothyriales, Herpotrichiellaceae. Gene Ontology annotation, cellular component: membrane. The coding region runs from base 125 to 1726 and encodes 533 amino acids. The transcript is spliced from 6 exons. Gene Ontology annotation, molecular function: transmembrane transporter activity. The record is from RefSeq and is a predicted model, not a curated record.